Messenger RNA from Rotaria sp. Silwood1, 1011 nucleotides. The record is from the annotation of a GenBank genome assembly. Lineage: Eukaryota; Metazoa; Rotifera; Eurotatoria; Philodinida; Philodinidae.
AUGUCUUUGUCAAAUACAACUGUAAAUUUAAUUACAUCGUUGAACAUUGCAGCAACUUCUAUCAAUCGUUAUGUAUCUAUUUUCAUCUAUAUAUUUGGUACAAUUGGUAAUCUUCUUAAUAUUCUUGUGUUAAGUCAACGAACUCUUCGUUCCAAUCCAUCUUCUAUUUUCUUUCUCUUCUCAUCAAUCGCUGGUCUAUUUGUCAUUAUUAGUGGUCUCACUGGUCAAAUGUUGUCAAGUUAUGCAGCUGAUCUAACUUUGACUAUCGAUUGGAUUUGUAAACUUCGAAGUGUUGUCCUAUAUAGUUCAAGAACAAUAGUCUUAUGGUUAAUUGUAUCAGCAAGCGUUGAUCGAUGGUUAUCAUCCAGUAUAACAGUGAGACUACGACAAAUGACUACCAUGAACAAUGUUUGGAGAAGUAUAUUUGUUGUUCUUCUUUAUACAUGUCUUCUCAAUGCUCCAAUAGUCUAUUGCUUUGAAGCCAAUCAAACUCAACCUCCACGACCAUGUUAUGCUUCAACAUAUGCUUGUCGUCUGAUCACAGGUCUAUUGUAUGCAUUUGGUACUAUCCUAUUACCACUAUUAUUGAUGAUUAUUUUUGGAUUGAUGACUAUUAAGAAUGUGCAUCAGGCACGGAUUCGUGUACAAAUAGCGGAUAAUUUAGACUUUAAUCAUGUAAAUAUGAGAACAGUAUCAACUAGAAAUGGACUAUCAAAUUUGAGAAAAUUAGAUCAAUAUUUAAUUAAAAUGCUUCUCCUGCAAGUCAUUCUACUAUUUAUAUUUACAUUUCCUCAUGCCAUUCAAAGAUUGUAUUUAACAUUUGCACUGAUUCCACCACCACAAUCAUUACGAGAUGUAGUUGAAACCUUAAUCUUUAAUUUGUUUAUUCUUCUCACAUAUAUAGCUAGUGGAAUGCCAUUUUAUAUUUACACAUUAACGGGUGGUAAUAUCUUUCGAAGUACACUUUUCCAUGUUCUAAAAGCAAUCGUUAACAAAAUUCUAUGUCACUAA